GUGACAGAGCGGAGCAUACCGGCGACUUUUUAACUCCUCCGUCUUCAUUCAGUGGGGUCUGUCAGUGUCCUGAAGAGUCUGAAAUAGUUUUGUUGUUGACCGAAAUAUUGUAAGAUUUGUUUGACAAGGACAUUUUUCUCGAUUUUGAGCUUUUCGUUGGAUAUUAUCGAGUGGAGGAUUUGGGAUUGCCCUACGUUCAAUGGACACCACGUUUAUGUUUGUGGAUGUUUUUAUAAAUAAAUGACCUUUAAGCUCAGAGGAGAAAGACAAAGGGUUUAAAAUACGUUUUGGUAUUUUUGACAGGGCUGUGUAGUUUUGUAUUUGGUCUGUGCGAAUCCCAGUGAACGGAAAAACUUCCACCCAACUUUUUUCCUGCUGUUGGUUGUCGUGUGUUCCAGCAGGUGGAGAAACACGAGCCGCUCUUUCAUCAGAGAAAACAACAACAUAUUUAACAUACGGAAACUUGGAAUUCCUCUAAAGUUGUCCUGGAUUUAUUUUCGUCUUGGUUGCUCGAAGUAAUUGAGUGUACUGAGUCGAUUGACUGUUGGCCGUCAUGGCAUCAUCCUCUGUGAAGGUGGUGGUGCGUGUGCGGCCUUUCAACAGCCGCGAAACAAACCGAGGGGCCAAAUGUGUGAUCCAGAUGCAGGACAAAAGCACCUGUAUUAUUAACCCCAAACAACCCAAGGAUGCACCAAAGAACUUCACUUUUGACCAUUCUUACUGGUCACACAGCUCGGAUGAGGACCCGUCCUUUGCCUCUCAGAGGAAAGUGUAUCAGGACAUUGGUGAGGAGAUGCUGCUGCAUGCAUUUGAGGGUUAUAACGUGUGUAUCUUCGCUUAUGGACAGACUGGAUCAGGAAAGUCCUACACAAUGAUGGGCAAACAGGAACCUGGACAGCAAGGCAUCAUACCACAGAUGUGUGAGGAUUUGUUCAGACAAACGACAGAAAACACUGACUCUGACCUGUCCUUCUCUGUAGAGGUGUCAUAUAUGGAGAUUUACUGCGAGCGGGUACGAGACUUGUUAAACCCAAAGAGUCGGGGUUCCCUGCGGGUCAGGGAGCAUCCUAUAAUGGGUCCUUAUGUAGAAGACCUCUCUAAAAUGGCGGUCACCAGCUACAGUGAUAUCGCUGACCUCAUGGACACCGGUAACAAAGCCAGGACGGUCGCAGCUACAAACAUGAACGAGACUAGCAGCCGCUCUCACGCCGUCUUCACCAUCCUCUUCACACAGCGCAGACAUGAUAACAUGACCAACCUGGACACUGAGAAGGUGAGUAAGAUCAGUCUGGUGGAUCUGGCAGGAAGUGAGCGAGCAGACUCAUCUGGAGCCAAAGGCAUGAGGUUAAAGGAGGGAGCCAAUAUUAAUAAAUCUCUUACAACACUGGGUAAAGUCAUCUCAGCCCUGGCAGACAUGCACAGCACAAAGAAGAGACGCUCAGAUUUCAUUCCCUACAGGGACUCUGUGCUCACAUGGUUAUUGAGAGAGAAUCUGGGUGGAAACUCUCGCACAGCAAUGAUUGCUGCCCUGAGUCCAGCAGAUAUCAAUUAUGAGGAAACGCUCAGUACGCUCAGGUAUGCAGACAGAGCAAAGCAGAUCAAGUGUAAUGCUGUGGUGAAUGAGGAUCCAAAUGCACGUCUCGUCAGAGAGCUGAAAGAGGAGGUGAACAGACUCAAAGAUCUGCUGCUGUCUCAAGGACUCAGCAACCUCAUCACUGCCUCAGGAUCUGAAACAGGCCGCCCAGCUUUAGUCGUAGCAUCAGGUGCGCUUAAUCAGCCAUCGCUGUCAUAUGUACAGAUUAGCUCUGAUGGACAAAUGGAAGGUAUGACGCCCACCAGCCCCACUGAGCUCAUCAGUGAAGAAGAGGCAGUGGAGAGACUCAAGGAAACGGAGAAGAUCAUUGCUGAGCUGAAUGAAACAUGGGAGGAGAAACUCAGGAAAACAGAGUCGAUACGACAGGAGCGGGAGUCACUACUGGCUGAGAUUGGUGUGUCCGUAAAAGAAGAUGGAGGACCUGUGGGUGUCUUCUCACCCAAAAGGACGCCGCACCUAGUGAAUCUGAAUGAGGAUCCCCUGAUGUCAGAGUGUCUGAUCUAUUACAUUAAAGAUGGAGUGACCAGGGUUGGUCAGGAGGAUGUAGAUAUUCGUCUGAGCGGUCAGUUUAUAAAGGAGCUGCAUUGUGUCUUCUGCAGUGAAGUCAAUGAGUAUAAUGAGGUGGUUGUGAUUCUGGAGCCAUUAGUUGGGGCAGAAACAUAUGUCAAUGGCAAACAAAUUACUGAUGGUGUCAUACUCAAACAAGGUAACCGUAUAGUGAUGGGGAAGAACCACGUGUUCAGGUUUAAUCACCCCGAGCAGGCACGGUUAGAGAGAGAGCGCAGUGCCACUCAGGAACAGCAGGGGGAGCCAGUGGACUGGAGCUACGCACAGAGAGAACUGCUGGAGAAACAAGGCAUUGACAUAAAGCAGGAGAUGGAGAAGAGACUUCAGGAUCUGGAGUAUCAGUAUCGCAAAGAGAAAGAGGAGGCUGACCAGCUACUAGAACAACAGAGACUGUAUGCAGACUCAGACAGUGGUGAUGACUCAGAUAAACGCUCCUGUGAGGAGAGCUGGAGGCUCAUCUCUUCUCUCAGAGAGAAAUUACCAGCCAACAAGAUGCAAUCUAUAGUGAAAAAGUGUGGUUUGCCCAGCAGUGGGAAGAGGAAAGAGCCGCUGCGCGUGUAUCAGAUACCUCAGCGGCGCCGUGUGCCCACCAACCUCGAGUCCAAACACAGACUGAGCUUAGAAGAGCUUCGCAACCAGGCUGUUAAAGAGAUCUGCUAUGAGGUGGCGCUUGGAGAUUUCCGGCACACACGCCAAGAGAUCGAGGCUUUGGCCAUUGUCAGGAUGAAGGAGCUUUGCCGCACAUACGGCCAAAAAGACCCACAGGAGAGAGAGAGCUGGAAAAGUGUGGCAAAAGAUGUGUGUGAGACAGUGGGUAUCGGAGAGGAGGAGGGGGAGAGGGAGGAGAGAACGACAGCCUCAGCAGGAGGAGGAGGAGGUGCAGGUAGUGAGAAAGGAAAGACCGAUAUGGGUGAACUGAAGGCUCAUAUUGAUAAGCUGACUGAUAUACUGCAGGAGGUAAAGCUGCAGAAUAACAUGAAGGAUGAGGAAAUCCAAUCACUAAGGGAUCGCAUGGUGAAGAUGGAGAAAAUAUUUCCUGUAGUAGUGCAGGGAGAAGAUGAUGACAUUGGGUUGGGUGGGGCCAGAGGUGAUGACCUGGUUGCACGAGGCAACAGAUGCGAUGAGGAUUCAGAGUAUCGACGUGGUCGCCAUCGCUGGCAGUACCCCGAGAAGUACCACGACCCUAAACGUCGCAAAGGAACCGGCAAUCAGCCAAACAAUCCCCUUCACACCCCUCCAUCAGGACACUCUCAGAACAACCCAUUUAGCGCCAGGCCGGGUUACUUCCCAAAUCCAUCUUUCAAUCCUCAACCCCCUCGCAACCCCAAUGGGUCUUUCCUGCCAGGCACUGGACGGUUCUUGCCCCCUCAAGAGAGAAAGAUGCAGUUCCCCUUUAAGAAUAAUCCUCAACAUAGGGGCUUCAUCUGGGGACCAUCCACAAACCAAGGAGGUGGCGAAAGUGAAAAGGAUGCAGCUAUUCAGACAUCCUCCAAUACCGAUUCUGUUCACACUUUCCAAUCUUUGCCUCCUCCAAACAAGGACCAAUGGCCCAACAAUUAUCACCAACAACGCCGUAAUCAUGGCAACAAAGGCUGUGGUAACCGAGGCAACAGGCAGCGGUCACGAAACAGAGGACGGAACCCAUUUGAUGGUUAUUUGACCAAUGAGCAGGCUGGGAAUGUUGAGUGUAAAGACGUUUGGGUGAUCCAAGGGCAGCACAAGCAGGGUAGAGCAAGGUACACUUGGUACAAUCCAAAUUUGGGUUCUGACCAGUUUGUUGGAGAUGGAUCUCAAUUGAACUACAACCACCACCAAAGCAGGCAAGGUCUCUACAGACACCCCAACGCACAGUACAACCACUACCAACCACCUCAUCAGCAGGACAACACCCCAGAAAUGACACAACUUGGGUUUGAAGGCAAUCCCAAUCCAUCUUCUACACCAGAAUGUAGCACCCCAAUGGAGACCUGAUUUACUUGCUUGCCCAGAUGUGGCUACUCAGUGGAUGAUCUGUGGAGCCCAUGAAGUUGUAAAGGGCUAUUCAUGGGAGCCAAUUUAGCACUUGGCAGAUUUUCUUCUGCUAUUCUUGGAUGGGAUUCAGAGGAAACUUUGAAUUUCCCACUGAUGUAGUCCUAGGUCAGCAAUAACCAUUUUUAAUCUUCCAUUUUGUUGUGGUUUGUUGUGGAAGUUUUAUAGCAAGAAUAUUGAAGCAACAGCUUGGGAGAAGGAUUUUUACUGGAACUUCUUGGUCCAUUAACACGUGACAAUGUUUUGUACGGAAAACAUUUUCAAGAAAAUUAUUUUAUGCGCCUGAAUUUAUAUGUACAUAUUGCAGCUCCAUACCUGCACCUACAGUGCUUUAUGAGUGAUAUGUUUAUGUACGCACAUAUCUGUAAGUUUUUCAGAUGUAUAUAUUAAUUUGCAGGUUAUAUAUUGGAAAGUUAUGUAUUUGCAAGAGAAUUCAGCCGUUUCAUUUGUUCUUUACAGUGCACAAUGUAAUGAAACAUUGAUGUUAUGGCCUUUUUAAAGUCUGUACAUUUGGAAAGCUCUGCUGGAUUUUUUUAUUAUUUCUCAUUGUGCCUGCUGAAAAGCCAAAGAAUUUGGAAAUUCUGCUUUGGGAGCUGUCAUUUAUAAUAAUUCUUAAUUAUUAUUAUUUUUUAAUCAUCUGUAUUUUCAUUCUUCUUCCAUCCUGAGAUUCUUGUGUUUCUACUGUUGUCUAUUUUCUUUUGGGGGGAUUUUUAACAACAGAAAUGUGAUAGAUUAUUCUAAGACAAGACUUGCUUUAUAGUUAAGUGCAAAUAAAGUGGGUUGCAGUGCCUUAUACUUUAUGUUUUGAGGUACCCUAAUUUUAUAUGUUAACCAGAUGCAACAUUAUAAAGCAAAACAUGCUAAAACCACUGAUCUAUAUAGAGCUCUUCCAAGUUAAGGUGCAUUCACACAGACAGCGAUAUGCAGCGGAAAAGCAACCGGACAUCAUUCAUUUACAAAGAGGGUUAGCGAUUUCUAUGUGUUGGCCAACAUAACUGUGACUGUUGGUGAUGUGACAAAGUUGAACCAAGUUUAACUUUAUACCAACCCAGAAAGCACAUGUACAUCUCAGAGAUGUCUGUUUUAGAGUGUUUAAUCUGGAAAGUAUCUCAUUCUAAUUAACAUCAGAUAAAUACCUUAAAAAGAUCAGAUUUAUAAACAUUCUAAAUCAUAAACAUCUCAAAGACAUCUGCUGAUUGUCCUUUUGACAUCCCAGAGGAAAUGUCUCAUAGACAGAUUGCAGAUUAUGGCUGCAACUAACAAUUAUUUUAAUAAUCGACUAAUGUAAUGAUUAUUAGAUUAGUAAUUCUUCCUCUCCUCAGUCAGGUGCGUCAUCAGAGUUUAAAGUGAUCCUCAUGUUACAUUAAAUUAGAUCAAACGACUAUUCGACAACUACAAUUGUUGUCGCAAUUUUGUUGAUAACAUCAACAAAUCAUUUCAGCCCUAUUUCAGAUAAGCACACAACCUAAAACAAAUACGUCUUCCAAAUGUAAACACGCAUUAAAUUGGUGUCUGGGUGAUGUGCGCGUGCUAUCAGGGAAUGAGAUUGCCGACUGUGAAGGUCAUGUGAUCUGCUUCAUUAUACAUUUGGAUACUGAAGUCGACUUAAAACCACCAGUGAUGUAAUUCCAGGCACAGUGGGAGCACCUUUAAGUGGAAUUUUCACCCUAAAUAGCCAUGACAAGUCGUUUUGUCGGUUUCUUGUUUUCUAUUUGUUUUAUCGCACUGUGUAGUAUCAUCCUUGGUCCAAAAUCCCACUCUGCAUAGCUUGGCAGCACUUUUGUAUAUGGAAAAAAAUUGCAAAUGGCCUGGUUAUGACAUGCGGUUAUUUCCAUUUUGACUAUUUGUAAAUUCUUACCUGACACAUCAUUUUCUCACUCCCAAGGCAUCAAAAACUGAAGCUUGUGCAAAAGCCCAGCGCAUCAAUCUACAGACGCCCUCAGGCAUAAGUUUCCAACGCAACCAGCAAUUGUGUUCUAUUUAACGAGAAACCUUUGACGUCAAAUGACUGACGCGAAUGGCAUCACAAUUUUAGCAUCAUUUAAUUAUACGCUGGGGUACAAUUUUGUCAUCGUGACAUAUGUUGAGGGAAUGAUUUUCAUUUCAAACCAGCAACAUAUAUUCACGGUCCAUUAAUCUGUUUUUUACACAUCCUGCACUGCUGAAGUGACCCGUUUAAUUCCGGGUGUAUUCUGAGUCUUACAAUCACUUUAUGUGAAGAACAAACCCAAAUCUUAAUUUUUAGUCAACAAUCAUGGUCACCAAGUGUCCACCGUAACCCAUCCUACACAAGUUUCAUUGUAACACAGAAAAAAAUGGCCGCCACAAGCGUUAUGUCACAAGUUUGAUGUCAGCAACUCAGUGAUUUUACCACUGGCUCUCUCGUGUCUUUGGACUGGUGGUGACGACCUCAGGUUUGGUUGUAGCCUAUUCAUUUUUCGGUACAAUCAGGAUGACAGUUUCUUGGGGAAUAUUUUCAACUAUUAAAACCUUCACUUUCACUCUGAUAAUCACACAAAGCCAUCGUAUGGUUUGGAGUAUUGUGCAUUUUUUUAAAUAAAUGAU
Molecule: messenger RNA, 6754 nt
Organism: Xyrauchen texanus (razorback sucker)
Lineage: Eukaryota; Metazoa; Chordata; Actinopteri; Cypriniformes; Catostomidae
Gene: kif1ca
Product: kinesin family member 1C
Exons: 24
Coding region: 554-4132 (1192 amino acids)
Biological process (GO): microtubule-based movement
Molecular function (GO): ATP binding; microtubule binding; microtubule motor activity
Source: RefSeq, a predicted model, not a curated record